CGCUGCAGUCGAGCGCAGCCAUCGAACGGAGCGCACCGCACGCACACAGCAAUACGCUGAUAACGCGCACCAGAGCGCACCGACCGUCGCGGGCAGCAGCACAAGCAGUCGCACCUGCGUGCUAGUGGUGCCAACGAUUACGAUAUUUCCGUAAUCAUCGCCGCAGUUGUAAAGCAUAUCGUGAGUAUAGUACUAUACACCCAGCCGGUGUGUGCGCGCAUAUUGCAACAAGCCAAAGCUCGCACGGCGACGAAGAGUUGUAGAGUUGUAAGAACGUCGCCCGCCGUGCGCGCGGUUUAAUGGCGUACGGGGACGUCGCGUAGUCGCGUCGAUAACAACACAACACACCUGCACGCGCUGUAUUCGUGCCAACGGGGUGCGUACGCAGGGAUUAUUUCCAGCCGACGAUGAAGAUGUGGACGGGAUUGCGUUUAUUCGCGCUGGUGGUGGCUGUGGUGUCGCCGACGUUGGCCGACUUUGACGACUACGACGGUGCGCCCAAGCUGGACAUUGACAACCUGGACAAUGGCUACCAUGGCCUGGUGAAAGAGAACGAAACCGUCGUCGAAGUUACACCCGCCAUUCGCGCUCUAGGGGAUAAUGUAUGCUCGUUUCGUAUCGUGAACAAACAUCAUGGUGAGGCGCCCUUCCUUAUCGACCUGAAAGAAAAUGGCUACGCUGAGCUGCGCGCGCGUAGAGUACUCAACUGCGAAAAGCGCCGCAAUUAUAAAUUCGACAUCGCUGCAGUUGGAUGCGACGAUAAAGAAUCCGUCAGUGCGACAAUUCACAUCACCGUCUCGGACGUGAACGAAUACGCGCCGACAUUCUCCGAGCCAUCCUACGUGCGCCAAGUGGACGAAGGUAAAAUCUAUCAUGAAAUCGUCCGUGUUGAAGCCACCGACCGCGACUGCACGCCGAAAUUCGGCGAUGUCUGCAAGUAUGAAAUCCUCACAUCGGAUCAACCGUUCGUCAUCGACAUGGACGGCAGCAUUCGCAACACCGAGGCGCUGGAUUACGAACGCUCGCACAACCACAUCCUCAGCGUGGUUGCUUAUGAUUGCGGCAUGCGACAAUCACUCCCGGUGAUGGUCACCAUCAAAGUCAACCGGGUAUGUCGCCUAGGCUGGCGUGGAUUGCCCGAGCGAGUUGAUUACGCACCCACCACAGGUAAACAGGAGUUAUUCCCGGCGGCCGCGUUGGAAUUAUGCGAUGUUCCAUGCAACGUGCGUGAAAUCCGCGCGAGAGUUGAUCUUGCAACGCGACACAUUGGUAAGGGAUGUGAUCGGGAUACUUAUAGUGUUGAAUCACAGAGGAAGUUAUGUGGAGCGUCUCCGAAUGCCAUUGAUUUGUUACCAUCGCCUGGUUUGGGUGCAGAAUGGACUAAACCGUUGAUCAGCGAUGAAGGACACGAGUCUGAUCAGAUGUUUGAGUUUGAUGGGAGUAGCGUAGCUGUUUCAGUCCCUAAUAGUGUCCUGGAUCACAAUUUACCGCCGACUUUUACGUUUGCUACAUGGAUGCGACAUGGAGCACACGCUGGACAAGAUAAACACGCUAAGGAGCAUUUAUUAUGCUCAGCGGAUGAUCACAAAAUGAAUCGACAUCAUUACGCGUGGUUUGUGCGUAACUGUCGCUUGAUUCUCUUGUUACGUAGAGAUUUCUCCGAAGGUGAUUUGAAUAUCUUCCGCCCAGCGGAAUGGCGCUGGAAGUUACCACAGGUCUGCGAUGAUCAAUGGCAUCACUACGCUGUGAAUGUACGCUUCCCGGAUGUCGAACUUUAUGUAGAUGGACAGUUAUUCCGCGCAGAGAAAAAGAACCCGGAGGUGAUUGAUGACUGGCCGCUGCAUCCGACGAAGGGGAUUAAUACCACGUUGACGGUGGGUGCGUGUUGGCAGGGCAGCGAUAACAAGAUGAAACAUUACCUCAAGGGUUAUCUGGCGGGAUUAUCUGUCCUGGUUGGCGAUACGGAGAAACCCGAGGUGUUGUCCUGUUUGCAUCAGUGUAAGGAAAGCCUACAGGUACCUGCGAUGGAACUGCUACAACCCGGGAUGGAGCUAUUGACGAAUUCGGAUCUGACUGAGGUCACAGUCGAAGGUGACAACCGCACUAAUCUUGAAGUUUUGGUAAGAAGAAUUGGAUAUGUGAAUAGUCGUGAAUUCCCGACGCCUGGCAGACGUAAUUUGAGAUUAACUACAUCAGUUACCUGCGAUAAUGGUAAGUCUGUGAAGGUACCUGAUGCGCAGACGUAUGUCAUGGUCCUCAGACCACAAACACCGUCGAUUUCCAUCAAUGGAACUGGUAAUCUCGCACGAAAAUAUGAAGAUUUCCGUAUGGGCGUGAGAGUACUUGCAGAUGUGCACAUUGCAGGCGAGCAGAAACUGGAUAAAUGCUCCCUGACGAUUUAUCCGAAUCUCAACCCGGAUCAUGAGAAUCUCAGCGUGCCGGAGGAGAUGUUGAAGCGGUUGGGAAUGGCGGCCAGGGUGUCCAAAGAUGGCGUAACGAUCACAGGCAGUGAUAUGUUCUAUAAUUACCAGCAAGUGUUGCGGCAGAUUGUCUACACGAAUCGCAAGCCGGCGUAUUAUCUCAAUCGGGUGUUCAAGUUGACUUGCUCCGAGUUGAAUGGAAGGUUUACUUCGAAUGAAUACGUCCAGACUUUGACAGUUAUCCAUCCAACACCGAAGGAGCCCAUCGUUGCGCAUGCGCAGGCUGCACCCAAACAUAAUGUGGAAAUGCGUCCGGCUUCUGUAGUUGCACGAGACUACUCACCGAGCGCUGCCGGGGUGAAUGAGCAUCUAUUGGCUACGGGCGGAUCACACGCUGUUACUAUUAUAGUAGUUGUGUGCGGCGGUUUUCUGGUUUUCAUGAUUGUAUUAGGCGUGUUCCGGAUACGCGCCGCUCAUCAACGCGCAGGCGCUGAAGAGGUGGCUGAGUCGGAAAUGACGUGGGAUGAUUCAGCGCUCACCAUCACCGUGAAUCCGAUGGAGCAUGCUGAGAAGAAGUUGGAGGGUGGUGGGAGCGGCGCUGGGGGCGGUGGUGCCGCUUCGGCUGAGUUUACCGACUCGGAGGCGUCCGAUUCGGAGUCCUCGUCGGAGGAUGACGAGCGCGUUGAUGGACCGCGUCGUGUCCGCGCUGACUCCUCCGAUGAGGAUGAUGAUGACGAUGAGGGCGCGGCGACGGGUAGCCUGCGCAAGGUCGCCGCCGGCGGCAAACAUGCUUAUCAGCACGUCCAUCAGCUCGAGUGGGACGCCACGAUGUAAUCUCUUUCAUUCGGUAACACACGUAAGACACAAACACAAAUCUAUCCCAACAAGAACAAGAUAAAAACACAAAACAAAUCAAAAAACAAAAUGUCCGUAAACUACUUAUGCGGCAAUGAUGAAUAAAAACAAAAACUGAAUUAUUAAUUAACAUCAACAUCAGAUGGAUUGAUAAAAGCUGAAUAUAUAUAUCGAGAGUAAGCAAUUUGGUAGGAAAUCAUGCGAGUGUGAUGCGCGAAUGUGAAAUUGAUUGAAACUGCGAGCGAACGAUGUGCGACGAUGAGCAGCUAGUUGAAAAAAAAAUAACAAAAAAUGAGAAAUUGAAGUUUAAUAAACAAAAGAACAUAAUAAUCGUCCAUAUACAUACAUAUAAUAUAUAUAUUGAUACUACAUAUAUAUAAAAAUCUAUAAAUAUAUAUUGAUAACGUGUUGUAGGAAGAAAAAAUGACAAAAACACACACAAAACCGAGAUAAAUAGCUCCAGAAAGCUCAAAAAUAAUUCCAGAUUGAAAUUGAUCAUGAAAUAAACAAAUCCUCCAGAGAAACCAGUGAAAAACGGGCAUAAAACAUGGAAAAUUAGGGUAAAUACUUAAAAUAAAUGUACGUUAAAUACAUACCUACCGUAUAAAAGCGCUUUUCGACUUGCAGAACUUUUCAAAUUGUAUGUAAUAAUAUUAAGCUAAGGAAAACAACACACACGGACACACACUACACACAAAAUGUAAGCACAUCGUAGUCGCAAAUUAAAAUGCAAAUUGCAGACGCAUCGCACGAUGAGAACAAAUGAAGAAAAACAAACAAAAACUUUUUUACUCGAUGUUUAUUCGUUGGUGGACUUAAUGCAGAUUUUAAAACUAACUAUAGCAAGAAAUAAGAGGUAUAAGUGCCGUACAACGGUCUCAAAAACACAAAAUUAAAAUUUACAAACAAAAAAAAUAAUUUUAAACACAUUUCAACUAGAAAAAUGAUAAAAAUGUCAUGUUUAUAACCUCAAUUCAUUGCUCCGACCGUUGUGCGGCACUAACACGUGAAAAUACUAUGAAUAUAAAGAAUAUAUGUUUAUUUUUUGGGGGCUAUAGAUAGAAACAAAGUAAAAACGUAGAUAGGGAUAGAUUAACGAGAUGCAGAAUAAUUUGUACGUAUGAUAAGCAAGCAAACAACAAAAUAACGCUUGGGUUUGAUGUUAUUUUUCGUGAGUAACGCGCAUGCGCGCAAAGAGAAGAAAUUCCGAACACACUAACUGUACUUAAACUCUAAAACCUAGUGAUAAGCGCUUAAUGCAGGCGAGCGAAUGAGGCGACUGACUGUGGCUAAGAUUAAUCAAUAGCAGAGAGAGGAACACACGCAACACACAUGAAAUCAAAAAAUACAAUUAUUUCCAGGACACACACACACACAACGCGUCAUAUCAUGUUUCGUAAAGUCAAUCAAGGUACGAGUGGACUCUUAUAUCUUGGACAUUGUACUUGUUGUCGUGUUAAUUAAUCGUGUUGAAUGUUUUCUACACACACACACAUUGUGUCUGCGCACAUCUUGAAGCAUUUAUUAUGAUUGAGAAUCAAUAUUAUUACCGUUUGAGUAUUUGUAUGGUAUUGUUCAAGUGUUCACUUAAUUACUCUUAGUGGGUGGUUUUUUUUAUUAGCGAAAUGUUGCCAUAUUUUAUCGAAUUUGAAUUUUGUUUAUGUUUAUAUUUGCCGCAAGCGCGAAAUUUGAUGAUGGUUUUUCUACUAGUUAAGGUUUUUAUUAGGAUAAUUACACAUUGUACACAUGCACGCAGCGACGCCGCCAUUUUGUCUAAUUUUUAUUCUAGCCGAGAUAUUGUAACACUUAGUUUACGCAAAUUUACAUUCCAGCGACGACACGAUUUAAUGUUCUUUGACACCCGCCACGACACUAAUGAUGUACAUAAAUAACUCUACUACCGAAUGUUGAAACUGCGGCAGUGAUGAUUUUCGGUGAGGAAAAACCGGUGUGGGAAAAGUUUUGCGUAGAUGUUUCCUUUCCACAAAUGCAAACACCGUGUGUAAAACUUGGAUGUAAAUUUCAAUUAAAACUUUAAACUUUCAAUGGAUUCAAGCGAGGUGGGUGAAGCAAUGACGAUGAGAAUGAAAUAACGAUGAGAUGAUAAUUACAUUUACGACUAAUGAUAAUUAUAUUAUAUAUAAAUAUGAAUAUAAAUAAUAUUAUAAUGAUAAACGCUUAGUUGAGAUGAAUGAAUAUCAAUCAAUGUUAUGUAUAAUUAAAGUGGGUUUUAGUUGACUUAAA
Dalotia coriaria is the source of this 5519-nucleotide messenger RNA. It is a transcript of the gene Cals, whose product is annotated as calsyntenin 1. The transcript has 4 exons. The coding region runs from base 408 to 3254 and encodes 948 amino acids. Lineage: Eukaryota; Metazoa; Arthropoda; Insecta; Coleoptera; Staphylinidae. Gene Ontology annotation, molecular function: calcium ion binding; kinesin binding; X11-like protein binding. Gene Ontology annotation, biological process: positive regulation of synaptic transmission; positive regulation of synapse assembly; homophilic cell-cell adhesion. Gene Ontology annotation, cellular component: cell surface; postsynaptic membrane. The record is from RefSeq and is a predicted model, not a curated record.